Messenger RNA from Necator americanus (New World hookworm), 273 nucleotides. RefSeq lists its product as uncharacterized. Bases 1 to 273 code for a protein of 90 amino acids. The record is from RefSeq and is a predicted model, not a curated record. The transcript has a single exon. Lineage: Eukaryota; Metazoa; Nematoda; Chromadorea; Rhabditida; Ancylostomatidae.
AUGUCGGGAGGACACCGUUUCACUGUCCUUCGCAUAAUGUUGGCAUCGGUGGCAAAACUGGAAAGGAAGGAUCCUGUCACUGCCCCUCGUCUUACUCCAGUUACCGCCUCAAAGGGUGCUGUACAUCCUGUCAGUGUUCCAAUUGCACAAGUUCUUCGUUUAUUUAUGUCAUCUAGCAACAAACUUUCUUGGUACUCUAUUGGCACGAAAUGCGUUGAAAAAACGGUUUCGGCGAGGGGAAUCGGAAGCGGCUACAAAGUCCAGAAAUGCUAA